Sceloporus undulatus (fence lizard) is the source of this 5715-nucleotide messenger RNA. RefSeq names its product ADP-ribosylation factor 6-like. Gene Ontology annotation, biological process: intracellular protein transport; vesicle-mediated transport. The transcript has 2 exons. The coding region runs from base 645 to 1172 and encodes 175 amino acids. Gene Ontology annotation, cellular component: cytoplasm. The record is from RefSeq and is a predicted model, not a curated record. Gene Ontology annotation, molecular function: GTPase activity; GTP binding. Lineage: Eukaryota; Metazoa; Chordata; Lepidosauria; Squamata; Phrynosomatidae.
GAAGUGUGUAAGGGGGGGAAACAAGGCUUCCCCCCCCUCCCACGGUCCGCGCCCUUUCCUAUUCCGGGACAGGCCCAAGUCAGAGGAGCAGAAAGAGAAGCAAAGGCGGGUUUUUGCAAAGCUGAGCAUUUGCAAGCCUUAUUGCACCCCCCUUAAAAAAAAUUGGGGAUCCCUUGCAAGUGGGAAGAGUGGGGGGGGCAAGGAAAGGAGGAAGAAGAAGCCCCCACGGAUGACUUUGCAACCAGUAAAAGCAAGAGGAGGAGGAGGAAAGAGGCAGCAAAAAAAAGGCGGUGAUUGCAGCAGCAGUUUGCAUUUGCAAGGCUUGCAUUUGGAAAGAGAAAAGCAAGGAGCAGCGUUGGAACGUUGAGGAAAGGAAGGCUCCCGGGAUCAAAGCCCCCCUAUUGUGACGUCACGCUCUUCGGAAGUGAAAGUUUUCUCCCAACGUUCGAAAGGCGCGCCUUUGAUCUCAGCCCAGAAGGAGACCCUCCAGGAAGAUCAAAGGGAAAAGGAGGAAGAAAGAGGGGGAUAUAAACCUCUAAUUUUGUGCCUGCUUUUAUUUAAAAUAUAUAUAUAUAUUUUAAAAGUCUCCCUCCUUUUUCUUCUUCUUACAAGCCUUGUAUGGACUGUGCUCCUCACCCGCAGCCAUGGGGAAGAUGCUAUCCAAGAUCUUUGGCAACAAAGAGAUGAGGAUCCUGAUGCUGGGCCUGGAUGCAGCUGGGAAGACCACCAUCCUCUACAAGCUCAAGUUGGGCCAGCCAGUGACCACCAUCCCCACCGUGGGCUUCAACGUGGAGACGGUGACCUACAAGAACGUCAAGUUCAACGUCUGGGACGUUGGGGGUCAGGACAAGAUCCGGCCCCUCUGGAGACACUACUACACCGGCACCCAAGGGUUGAUUUUCGUGGUGGACUGCGCUGACCGCGACCGGAUCGACGAAGGGCGGCAAGAGCUUCACCGCAUCAUCAACGACCGGGAGAUGCGGGACGCCAUCAUUCUUGUCUUUGCCAACAAGCAGGACCUCCCCGACGCCAUGAAACCCCACGAGAUCCAAGAGAAACUGGGGCUCACUCGUAUUAGGGACAGGAAUUGGUACGUCCAGCCAUCUUGCGCGACGUCGGGCGAAGGACUCUACGAAGGUUUAAUGUGGCUUACUUCCAACUACAAAUCAUAAUUCUAGGGCAAUACAAAUAUAUAUAUAUAUUUCUAUAAUUUGCGCGCACACAAAAGAAAUCUCUAACCAAUGAACCCUAGAACAUAUAUUCUCUUCUGUCAAUUCCCCUUUCCUCCCCUUUCAUUUUAAAUCGCUAGCAGGAGUGGAACAUUUCAGUGGCAAAGGCUUGGCUGAGAGGCAAGCUAUCCACCAGAGGUCUUUGGUUCCUUCUGAGACCUAUGGGGUGCAUUUGGGAUCCACGCAGAUAGAGAGAAGUGGGGAAAGAUCUUGGCCCUGGCCCCAUAGAAGGAGGCUGCUGGUGAUGGCUGGGGUUGCGUUGACUCCCUACUAUCUCUUCUCUCAUCCAUCCCCUCCCCAGACCUGUGGUUCUUCAACCUGUGGUCUCUCUUUGGUGGUUUUGCCCUGAGAGGUGGAUUGGCUUGGAGGCAAAUUCAACUGGUAUGUUGGAUCUGUAGGGGCAUUUUUGAUUUGGAGCUUUCCUCCUGUCCCCACGUUAGAUCUUUUAAGGGUGCCAAAAGCUGUUCUCCAUUUUAGACUGAGCCCUGACCUCUCUCUGCCAUUGGUUCCAGGGACCAAUGUGGAGACUUACCUGCCCUUUUCUUGCAUCCUGGGUGGAUGGAAGAAACCAUGGGCAAAGUAUUGAUUUCUCUUGUGACAUUCUGUGAUGACAAAAGUUCAUCGGCUGGAAUGCCUGGCUUUAGCAGGCCUCCUCCUGCAAUGCCUUGGCUGGGAACAUCCCUCCCGUUGCUUGGCUUCCCUUCUUAUUUCUGGACCUGCUCAACCUGCCUGCGUGGCGGAGGCAAGGAUGUGCAUGCCCUGUGCCUGGCCAAACCAGUUUCCCCGCCACAAGAUGGGUGGAAAUGAGGAAGCCAUCCAUCAGAGAGCUAGCAAGCAACCUCUCCUUGCAUCUUAAGCAGGGAUCUUUGCCUGCAGAAGUAAGUUCUCCUCCUUCGCUUGAAGUAUAAAUGGGUAGGUGGGGACUUUUUAAAGAGGGGACAUGCUGGGCUGCUUCCUCUGGCUUUUGGAGGCUUGUCCCAGUGCCAUUUGCCUUGCUCCUGUCAUUUUCGCCUCUCCUCAGUUGUUUGCAGGGUUAUGAGUUAUGAGUCGAUAAGGGGUUUGUUCUGCUUUUGGCCACGUCUAGAUUCCUUUGUCUCUUUUCUGUUGUAAACUCUUGUUUUACUAAAGAAGGUAAAUCUGUACCUAUUCUGCCCCUCCUUCUGUCAGCCAUUGAUUCUGACCUCUCUGAACCACAGGGACCUGUCUUGGCCAAGUUUUUUGCCCUUUGGAAAGGCGUUUUGUUGCCUUUGUUUGUGGAUGGCACUUGGGCUCAGGUUCAUUGAGUUGAGGUGCAUCUCACACCUCACAAAGAAAGUCCUCUGAGCUCAGAUUGGAUAUUGGGUUGUUUUCCCAAUGUGGUGGAACUGCAGCUCCCAUCAGCCCUAGCCAAGAUAGCUAAUGGCGAGGAAUGCUGGUAGAGGUAACUUGAAACAUCUGGAGGGCUACGUAGUUCUUGCCCCUCUUCUACCUGAUGAGGCGGAGGGUGUGUGUUUGUUGGGUAACACACACACACAAUUGUCAAUUCAGUUCCCAGCUGCAGAUCUGGAUAUCUUCCAAGUGGUGGGUGUGGAGAUAUGUUAUGUGUGUGUGUUUUUAAAAUCUAAUCUUAUUCAUGAAGUUGAUAGUACAUGAUGUGUUGAGGGAUACGCCUGCUUCCCAGCGCCAUAGUCAGAGCAAAAAUCCCAGGCAAGGGACCAAGGGGUUAGCUUUCCAAACAAAACACAACAAGCUCUGUGGCAACCAUGCUACUAAUAACAUUUCCCUGUUUUAUUCCUUGGGUUUGGGGUGGGUUUUUAAGAAGCAGAGAUCUGUUUCGGCAAAGGCAUGCCGUCAUGCAGUUGUACCCAGGAGGAGAAAAUGACCAGAUACCCCACUUUCCAAACUUCUCAUUUUAAGACGCAAAUGCUGUUAAUCCAUUUUCCUUCUGACACGCAGCAAUCUGCUCAGGGAAUGCCUAUGUUUUCCCUCUCCCUUCCUGCCAUAUCAAUCAGUUCUUUGGUUUAGUUGUUAAACUUCUGGUUUGAAACCUCCCUCCUGGUCUCUGAACCAAAGGCUUGAUGCAAACUUUCCCUCCUUUAAUAUCAAACCCAGUUAGUUUUUUUCCCUCUUGGGAAAAUCUGCCACCCCAACUGAAGUGUGAUGCUACUAUGCAUGCCACAGGGACACAGGGACAGUGGCAAAGUGUGUAUCCUGUCGUUCCCCAUUAUAACAGAAAUGGAGCUCUUGCAUGACCCAAUGCAUGCAAGAGGGUCCCCAUCUGGUUCACUUGGUACUCCCCUCUUAUUUCUCAAGUUGCAUAGUUCUCCCAGCUCUGCAUACUGCACUCCUCUUAUGCAAGGAACCCCCCCCCCCCGACCCAAAAUGCAAACUUUGGAACCUCUGUUCUUUGAGAGGCUUCUGGGGUGGGGGAGGAAGGUCUGUUGUGUUGUGUGAAAAAUAACUGAGGAGUGGUUGCUUUUUUUCCAGGGGCUUCUAGUGUGACCCAUGGUCGUGUACUGUCCCUGUCCGGAAAUGGCACACUCUGCUUCCAGCCAAGUCCGGCCGCGCAAGGCCCACUCCCUGGGUGUGAUCGCUUUUUGAGAAAGCGUGACUCACAUCUCCCGCACAAAGUGUCCCCCCCCCAUCCUUUGGUGCAGGGAGUGACUCUGCUCAGCCACUUAAGUCACAUCUGCAGCAAGCUUUUUCCUCCCCCACAUGAGUGUUCUUCACAAUCCUGACAUCUGUAUGUAUCAUCCCCUGCCUCCCACUCCACCUCUGCAGUCAUUUGUGCCUUUUGAAACACCCCAAGGCUGUGAGGAUGGGGAACCUUUGGUUUGCCUCGGAAGCUGACCUCAAAAACCUUCCAAAAAGUUGUGGCCGCCUCUGGCGCGUAUUGCUUCCCCAUUAACAUUUGUUUUUCAAGCUUGCAAGAGCUGGGAUUUUUGAGACAGAUCCUGGACCUUUGGAAAGUGGGACCAACCUUUCCCUUUGCUCAAGCGUCCUAUAGUGCAGCUCUUCCCAGCCUCAAUGCCUAGAUUAGCUGGGGAUGAUGGGACGUAUAACUUGGCACAUCACCAUGUACGGCAGUCCAGUGGGAACGCUUUUGAAUGUGUUUCCCCCUCUUUCCCCAGACAUAGCUGCCUUUAACUAGGUUUUUAAAAAGCACACAAACAACAGAAAACUGUUUGGAGUUCUUUUGUGUUUCUGUGGGGUGGAGAGGGGAGAAUUCAUCAACCAUUCCUCUCAUAAUUGAAAAUCAGUUUUGUCCAUCGCCCGCUUAGCCAUGCACUCAUUUUGUCGCCCUCCUCGCUGACGUUCCCAAAGGACCGCUUUUGCCAUUUGGGAGUCCUGCAAUCUCAAGUUCUUUGGGCAAUCGAAGCAAGAGGGAAUUAGCAUCAGAUGACCGCCAUCUGCUUCGGCGUUUGCGAUAAUCCAAUUUGCACGGCACGGAAUGUGUGGGACACGGACCUUGCUUGGGAAGGCAUGGGAUGUGAAUUGCAGGGUUGGAGGCCUGUGUUUGUCCUUCUCUUUCCUUCUUAUGGGCAGGUUUCUGGCACACCUCUUCCCUGUCACAGCUGGUUUAGUUCAGAAAUAUUGCUUUGGGCUCUUUUGUCCCAGGAUGAGUUGGUUUACCUGCUGUUUAAAUAGGUAAGAAGAGGUUGUUGUUUGCGCUCCAGAUCCUCAAGUGCUUUGUGUGAAAGUUACCACCUGAAGCAUGCAGAUGCAUGAGAAUCUACCAUGCGGCGGCAUGUGUCUGGUGCAUUGUACCAUUUACCCCUAGAAUCUAGGGCCAAAAUGGCUACUAAUCCAUCUCAAUGGGAUAGUUGACUUGGAUGGGUCAUGCCUUAAUUUCUACGCCACUAGACCAAUCACUAGAAUAUGUGUUUUAUGCACUUGGGUAGGACAUGAUAUAUUGGUGUAAUAUACACAGAGGCACUUAUUUUGCCAAACCAUCCUGUUUGGUGUUUCACCCACCCACCCACCCCACUUUCUUUCCCUUGUACAGUUGUUUCAGUCACAUUGAAAUCACUCUCAACACUCAGAAAUGAGACAUCACUCUCAACACCCCCCCAAAAAAUCCUGGGACAGGGAAUGAUGUGUGUGAAAAUAAUGUGGGUUUUUUUCCGUGCCUUCAAUAAGGGCUGUCAAUUACUUAAGGGAAGAACAAGGUACUUUUGUAUACAACAUUUGCAGCUGGCUAACUGGCAUACACUGGCAGUGUAUUAUUUUCCCCUCUCUUCCCCCAAACCGAUAUUUCUCCCUCCCCGCAAGAGAAAAACGAGGGGUGUGUGGAUACCAAUCUGCGUCUGCAAAUGUACUGUACGUUUAACGCUGGAAUUGCUUUCGAAUCUUUUACUUUCAGGUGUCGGAGGGGUUUGCAUUCAGACAUGUCCGGUGGUUAUGGGUGCCUGGGGCAGGGAGGGGAACCCCUUAUCUUUGAAAACAAGGGCUCAUUUCAGCAAAUUGUUUUGUUUUUUAAGACAAAUAAAUGAUUUUUUUCUUUCUA